AUGGAGACCAUCCCGUCCCCGUGGCCCGCAACCAACGCGUCCAUGAACGCCGCCGCGAUCGCCGCGACCAUCGACCCUAACAUCAACGACACGUAUCCCGCGGUGCUUGAUCCGAUCACGCAGCCGGCUCCCCCGCCGUAUGUGGCGCUGAACCAGUUCAUGAAUCCCGCGGAUAUCGGAUCGGCGCUGGAUCAGAUCGACGCGCGUGCCGUGGCGUACUCGUCUACGCUUGAGGAUACGAGCCUGCCGACAGAUGCGCCGGAGGAGGUGGCGAACUGGACCAACACGCUUGCGACUGAUCCUGGAUACGCCUCCUACCCGUACAAGAAGCCCCGGUACCACCCUGUGUAUGGGCUCGCUGUGAAGAAGCCCAACGGCAAGUGGUACACUUACAUCAACAACAACCUGUCGUGGCCGGGCGUUGACGACUGGGCCACCGGUUUCAAGACCUGCCGUUUCACCCAGCCUGACCCCGUCUACGGGUUCAACUGCACCGAGGACGCGACCUGUCCCGGGUGCCCCUACUGCCGCGCGCAGCAGUGCUUCUUCAACCGCCACUGGCCCACGUACCGCAACCCACAGGCUGAUGGCACCAUCCCCGGGCAGAUGUACUGGCAGCGCAUUAUUGAUGCUGCCAUUAACCCGAAGAGGCAUGCUGGGACUGCUGCAGCUGCUCCUCUCCUCCUCCCUACACACUCUCCCUCCUUCACACUCACUCUCUCCCUCUCCCUCUCUCCAGGCGUACUGGGUCUGCUGCAGCUGCUGCUCUCCUCCUCCCUCGACGAAUCGCAGCACGACAUGCUGGCAGCCGUGCAGGCCACGGCGCGCCACGUCAUCCACGUCGCCAACAACGUCGUCGACAGCUGGCGCAUCGAGAACCGUCGGAUCGCCGCGGCCUCCUCCGCCGCCGCCUCCUCAGCCGCCGCUGCAAUCUUCCGUGGGGAAAGAGGGGGGGACGGUGGGGGGGGAGGCGGGGGGAGUGCUGGGCGGGCAGGGGGGGGUCUAGAGGUGGCAGGGAGGGGCAGAGCAGGGGCGGUGGAGAGAGGGAGUGUGGUGCGGUUGGGGUUAGAGAGUGCGGUGUUUGACCUGCGGUGUGUGGUCGAUGAGGUGGUGCUGCUGGUGGCGGGUGAGGCGAGGGAGAAGGGGGUCGAGUUGGCCGCGCUGGUCAUGGACUCAGUUCCUACGGUUGUGGUGGGGGAUCCCCUCAGGCUGCGCCAGGUGGGUGGGUUACUGGUGUUGCUGGCUGCACUGGGUCUAGAGAGUGCGGUGUUUGACCUGCGGUGUGUGGUGGAUGAGGUGGUGCUGCUGGUGGCAGGCGAGGCGCGGGAGAAGGGCGUGGAGCUGGCAGCACUCGUUAUGGAUUCUGUUCCUACGGUUGUGGUUGGGGAUCCCCUCAGGCUGCGCCAGGUGGUGCUGCUGGUGGCGGGCGAGGCGAGGGAGAAGGGGUGCUCUUGUCAUGGAUUCCGUUCCUACUGUGGUGGGGGAUCCGACCCGCUCAGGCUGCGACAGGUGGGUUUGAGAGCUAGGCAGGGCACUGGUGAGCGAGGCGAGGCGAGGGAGAAGGGCGUGGAGCUGGCUGCAUUGGUCAUGGACUCUGUCCCUACUGUUGUGGUGGGGGAUCCGCCCAGGCUGCGCCAGAUCCUCGCGAAUCGCAUGGCUGUGGCAAUUCUCGCCAAUCUAAUGGCAGUGGCGGUGCGUCUCACCGACCGCGGCCACGUGUUCCUGGUGGUGCGCCUGGCGCCAGACGACGAUGAGAUGCGGCGCAUGGCGGACCCAAAUUCCCCUGACGACAUGGAAGACCCCAACUACCCUGAUGACAUGGAAGGUGCGUUGACUGCCCCUGGACAGAUCUCCAUGUGCGAUCCCUCCCAGCAGGGAGGCCCAGGCAGUGGAAGCAGAGAGAAUCUCCCGGGGAAGGGCGAGCCAGGUGAACGGGGAGAGCCUGAACACGCUGAAGAGCCCUGCCUGCCUUACUCUCCCUUCUGCUGCCUCCCAGCCCCCAGCAGGGAGGCCCAGGCAGUGGAAGCAGAGAGAAUCUCCCGGGGAAGGGCGAGCCAGGUGAACGGGGAGAGCCUGAACACGCUGAAGAGCCCUGCCUGCCUUACUCUCCCUUCUGCUGCCUCCCAGCCCCCAGCAGGGAGGCCCAGGCAGUGGAAGCAGAGAGAAUCUCCCGGGGCAGGGCGAGCCAGCAGGGAGGCCCAGGCAGUUGAAGCAGAGCGCAUAGCUCGAGGGCGAGCAAGCCAGGCCAAGGGGGAGAGCCUGACUCUGAGCGGGCGGGCGGCGGCGGACGGCAGCAACAGCUGGGAGAGCAUCUGCCGCAUGAUCCGCGAGCAGGAGGCAAGGUUCAGGCGCCUCAUGGGGCCGCAACAGCAACAGCAGCAGCAGAGGGGAGGGGAUAGGGGCAGGGCGGGUGGAGGGGGGGCUGCUGGGGGAAGUGGGGAGUGGGGUGGUGGUGUGGGAAGGGGAGGAGUGGGAGGAGGGGGAGGGGGAUCUGGAGCGGUGGGGAGUGGUGGUGUGCGAGGGGGAGUGAGGCUGAUGUGCACGUUGGAGGACACGGGGGUGGGACUGCCUGACGCUGUGUUUGACGCUCUAGAAAAGCCCUUUCAACCGCUCUCCCUUCCACUACAGCAGCGCUUCGCCGCCGUCCCACUGUUGCUGAACGUCGCCCAGAAGUGA
Closterium sp. Naga37s-1 is the source of this 2676-nucleotide messenger RNA. The record is from the annotation of a GenBank genome assembly. NCBI's taxonomy places the organism in Eukaryota, Viridiplantae, Streptophyta, Zygnematophyceae, Desmidiales, Closteriaceae.